AUGGACAUUUCAAAAAUGGAGAGAUAUGUGGGUCCGGUUAAUCCGGCACAUUUCCCGCAACUGACGAUAUCGCUCUGUGGCUUGGGCCUUUUCUUCAUGGCAUGGUUUUUGGUGUACGAAGUGACUUCCAACAAGUACACCCGCAAUAUCGCAAAAGAACUGCUCAUCGCCACCAUCGCAGCAUUCUUCCUUGGAUUCGGAUCGCUUUUCCUUCUCCUGUGGGUUGGAAUCUAUGUUUAG
Necator americanus (New World hookworm) is the source of this 240-nucleotide messenger RNA. RefSeq lists its product as uncharacterized. The transcript is spliced from 3 exons. Bases 1 to 240 code for a protein of 79 amino acids. Gene Ontology annotation, cellular component: membrane-bounded organelle. Gene Ontology annotation, biological process: protein N-linked glycosylation. The record is from RefSeq and is a predicted model, not a curated record. Lineage: Eukaryota; Metazoa; Nematoda; Chromadorea; Rhabditida; Ancylostomatidae.